This is a messenger RNA of Striga hermonthica, 2292 nucleotides long. The record is from the annotation of a GenBank genome assembly. Lineage: Eukaryota; Viridiplantae; Streptophyta; Magnoliopsida; Lamiales; Orobanchaceae.
AUGAAGUUUGGAAAAGAGCUAGCUUCCCAAAUGGUGCAAGAAUGGCAGGGAGCGUACAUGGACUAUGCCCACCUCAAAAAGCAACUCAAAGCUCUCUUGAGAUUCAGACAGCAGAAAGCUUCGCAGUCGAAUCCGGGCUCUCCGGCCCAAUCGGGCUCUCUGAGGAGGAGACUCACCAUGUACCGGGCCUUCAGCGGGCUUUCGGCUCGAAAAAUCGGACCCAAUGAGAAGGAAGAUGAAGUGAUUUUAGUAGGCGAGGGUUCCGAAAACAAUUACCAGACUAUGUUUUUGAGGUCGUCCGAGGAAGGCGGGCAGCAGGAGCUCGAUUUUUUCCGAAAGCUCGAUGAGGAAUUUAACAAAGUUGUUGGAUUUUAUAAGGAAAAAGUUGAGGAGGCUAAGGUUGAGGCCGAUGAGCUGAGCAAGCAAAUGGAUGCGCUUAUUGCGCUUAGAAUCAGAGUUGAUAGGCCUAAUGGUUUGGGCUCGAGAGCCCGGCUCGUGUCCGGUGGUGAUUAUGGAAGUUCGAGCCCUGCUACUGUUAUUGCAUCUGUUAAUGGAGAAAAACAAGGAGUUUCACGCAUGGAUGUAAUUCAUGAAGUAGAGAUGACUACUGAUGAAGCCAAUAAAAAGAAGAAGGAUAACAUGGAAUUCAAGCCAGCUUCUUUGAAUGUUUUGGAUCACGUGAAAAUCAACGUUGAUCCCGAAUCGCCAGUCUCGACUAUGAAAAACAUCAUUAUGAGCUCGAAAUCCGAGCUGUCAUUCAGUAAGGAGGAGCUCAGGAAAGCAGAGGAAAAAUUGAGAAAGGCCUUCAUCGAAUUUUACCAACAACUUCGACUUUUGAAAAGUUACUGUUUCUUGAAUAUGCUUGCAUUUUCCAAGAUAAUGAAGAAAUACGACAAGAUUACCUCAAGGAGUGCUUCAAAAGCUUAUUUAGAGAUGGUUGACAAGUCUUAUCUUGGCAGCUCUGAUGAGGUCAACAAGCUCAUAGAGAGACUCGAAUCCACAUUCAUCAAGCACUUCUCAAACGGCAACCGAAGAAAAGGAAUAAAAUCUUUGAAGCCUGGACAUAAAAAGGAGAGACACAGAGUAACAUUUUUCCUCGGUUUAUUUACCGGCUGCUCGAUAGCGCUAAUUGCUGCCAUUAUCGUCUCGAUACACGCUCGCAACCUUCUGAAUCACGAGGGACGUGGGCUCUACAUGGAGAACAUAUUUCCACUCUAUAGCUUGUUCGGUUUUAUUGUCCUUCACAUGGUGAUGUAUGGAUGGAACACUUACCUUUGGAGGCGUUUUCGAGUGAAUUACCCGUUUAUAUUCGGAUUUAAGUCGGGAACUGAAUUGGGUUUUAGAGAAAUUCUUCUUCUUGCUUCGGGACUUUCGGUUCUUGCAUUGGCUGCUGUGCUUUCGAACCUUGACAUGGAGAUGGAUCCGAGGACUAAAAGCUAUAAAACACUCACUGAAUUGGUUCCUCUUGGCCUAGUCAUCGCUGUGCUCUUAAUAGCCUUCUGUCCAUUCAAUAUAAUUUACCGCUCGAGUCGUUUCUUUCUAAUCCAUUGCUUGUGGCAUUGUAUUUGCGCGCCACUGUAUAAGGUGAGGCUUCCUGAUUUCUUUUUGGCAGAUCAGUUAACAAGCCAGGUCCAAGCUUUCAGAAGCUUGCAGUUUUACAUAUGCUAUUAUGGGUGGGGAGAUUUCAAGAGGAGAUCGAACAAAUGCCUCGAUAGCAACGUAUACCAAGUUCUAUACAUUGUCGUUGCUAUCAUCCCUUUCUGGUCCCGUUUUCUUCAGUGCCUUCGGCGUUUGUUUGAGGAAAAAGACUCGAUGCAAGGGCUUAACUCGCUCAAGUACUUAUCGACUAUAGUUGCGCUCGUCAUGCGGACAUUGUACGAUCUCAAGAGAGGAUCGUUUUGGCGAGUAAUGGCUGCUUCCAUGUCGGGAGUCACGACUGUUUUUAACACGUAUUGGGACAUUGUAAUCGAUUGGGGCUUUCUGAAGAGGAAAUCGAAAAACCCAUGGCUGCGGGAUAAGUUGUUGUUGUCAAACAAAGCUGUGUAUUUUGUGGCUAUAGUAGUGAAUAUUCUGCUGAGGCUUGUUUGGAUGCAGCUGGUUCUUGAUUUCCAUGAAGCUCCAUUUUUGCAUAGGAAGGCCAUGGUGGCUAUUGUUGCCAGCUUGGAGAUUAUCCGACGUGGCAUCUGGAAUUUCUUCAGGUUGGAGAAUGAGCACUUCAACAACGUAGGAAAAUAUCGUGCAUUCAAUUCAGUGCCAUUACCAUUUCACUAUGAAGACGAAAAAAAUAUGUGA